CGGGUGCACCCAGGACCCGAGAGAGGCGAGAGCCCGCCGCUCCCAGGCGGCCCUGCCCAGCCCAGGGGGGCUGAAGGGAAGCGGCCCGGGGCUGGGCAGGGAGGAGACCGCGCCUAUAAAGACCCGUGGGAGAGCAGCCGGGCCCAGCCCGCCGAGCUCUGCCCCGCGAUAAAUCCACCUUCUUCCUUCCCCCGCAUCAGACUUUCCACUGGAGCGCCGGGGCCGGGCUGCUCGGGUUACACACGAGCCUGCGCCGGGCAGCGCGGCUGGGGCAGGAAGGGGGCUCCGCGAUGCCGCGUCGUUCCGCCCCCCGGGCUCGGAGCGGGCCCCGCUGAUCGGCCCGCAGCCGGGGGGUCAGCCGCGCCCGGGCCCGAGACGGUCCCCGCGGGAGCUGCCCGGCACCGAGGGAUGGUUGCGCGCGGAGCCAGCCGGGGCUUGCCCAGCGCCAUGCGCUGCGGGCGGCCCCUGGGCUCAGCCUGACCGCGGGCGCCGGCCGGCGGGGAGUCUGGGCGCUUCUCCCCCACCCUGAAGCCGCGGGGCGGGAUGGAGCUGCGGGCGCUGUGUGGGGCGCUGUACUGGCUGCUGCUGCCGCUCUCGCUCCUGGCCGCUUGUGUGUUCCGGUUCAAUGCCCUCUCGCUCGUGUACCUGCUGUACCUGCUGCUGCUCCCGUGGUUCUUGGGACCCACUGAACACACCAUCAAAGGGCACACAGGCCGUCUCCUCCAAGCUCUCCUGGGAACCAGCAUCCUCUUCCUCACUGCCCACUUGGUCUUCCAGAUAUGCCUGUACACUGUGCCGGAUCUGGGCCAGCUGCUGGGACAGAACUGCAGCAGGUGGGAAACGCUCGCCCGUCACAUUGGGGUCACCAGGCUGGACCUAAACGACAUCCCCAACUCUGUGCGCCUGGUGGCUCCCGACCUGGGGAUCCUGCUGGUCUCUGCCAUCUGCCUGGGCCUGGGCCGCCGCCUCGUGCCCAAGGGCAGCGCAGCGGCGCGUGUCCGGAGGCUGGAGUCGCUCGAGCCCCUCGAACAGGAGGAGGACCUGGAGAGGCCGGCUGGGCAAGGCGCUGCAGAGGAGGUGGGCUCUGCGAAGCGAAAGGGGCUGCUGGCUGCUACGCUGCGGGUGAGGGCGCACUGGCUUCUGCUGGCGGUCGGGAAGUGUCUGGUCAUCCUGCUGCUGGCUCUGGCAGGGAUCGCUCUGCCAUCCGCCUUCUCCAGCAUCUAUUACCUGCUCUUCGUGGGCAUCUGCACCUGGUGGGCCUGCCACUUCCCCAUCAGCCACCUGGGCUUCAACACGCUGUGCGUCAUGGUGGGCGUCUUCGCCGCCGGCCACCUGCUCUGCAUCUACAGCUACCAGGCGCCGUUCAUCCAGGGGCUGUUCCCCCCCGCCAGCAUCUGGGCACGCGUAUUCGGCUUGAAGGCCUUCAUCCUGCCGCUAAACUGCACUAACCCCAACGCCCUCCUCCUCAACACCAGCCACCCCUGGCCGGUCUACGUGAACCCCGGCGUCCUGCUGGUGCUGUAUUUCACCGUGGCCUCUCUGCUGAAGCUGAGGAAGUUGGACUCCUCUGAACGGAAGGACAAGGCAGAGGCGUCAGCGGUGGCGGCGGAGCCCCAGGAUGAACUGGUGGAGCUGGAGAGCUGGCCCAGGGAGGGAGACUGCCUGGCAGAAGACACCGAGCGGAUGCUGUCCCCGGGCACCGAGGCCUCAGCUGCGGACACUGAAAACUGCACCGUGCACGUGAUCGGGCCAGCGAGUAAGAAGCCGGAGCGGCGCAGGCAAAGGCUGCCCCUGCACGCGCUGGGGCACGUGAUCAUGAACCAGAGCUACGUCUGUGCCCUCAUCGCCAUGAUGGUGAGCCUGGGGCAGGGCUCCGAGCGGCUGGGCAGGGGCUGCACCAGCUCCGGACCGGAGCUCUGAUCCCCAGUGUGGGCUGGGCUGA
Trachemys scripta elegans is the source of this 1942-nucleotide messenger RNA. Its product is annotated as piezo-type mechanosensitive ion channel component 1-like. NCBI's taxonomy places the organism in Eukaryota, Metazoa, Chordata, Testudines, Emydidae. Bases 544 to 1920 code for a protein of 458 amino acids. The record is from RefSeq and is a predicted model, not a curated record. The transcript is spliced from 11 exons.